AUGGCGGCCGCUCGCAGCGACAUGGCGGAGCCGGAGGGGCUGCUUCCUGGUGAGGCGGCGGCCGCCGCGGCUGAGGAGGAGGAGGCUGGGGCUGGAUCCUCGUCGUCGCCUUCGUCCUCGGCGGCGGCGGCCGCGGCGGAGACUGAGUCCCUGCUGCUGAUGAACGGCGAGGCGGAGAGCAUGUCGGAGCCGAGCCCGGAGAGCGCUAGCCAGGCCGGGGACGGGGAGGACGAGGAUGAAGAGGAAGAGGAGGAGGAGGAGGAAGAGGAGGGCGGCGAAGAGGAGGAGAGCAGCCUGGUGGGGAGUAGCAGCACGAGCAGCGGCUGCUGCAGCGACGAGACCCGCUCGCUAAGCCCCGGCGGCAGCAGCGAGGCCGACGCCAAGGAGGAGCCCAAGGGCCCCCGGGGCAGCCAGGAGGACGGGCUGGGCCGCGGCGGUGGAGGAGGCGGCGGGGGGAGCAGCUCCAGCAGCGUGUCUAGCGGUGGCGACGAGGGCUACGGCACCGGCGGCGGCGGCGGCAGCAGCAGCGGCAGCAGCAGCUGCAGCGCCACGUCGGGGGGUCGGCGGGGCAGCCUGGAGAUGUCCUCGGACGGGGAGCCCCUCAGCCGCAUGGACUCGGAGGACAGCAUAAGUAGCACUAUUAUGGAUGUAGACAGCACAAUUUCUAGUGGACGUUCAACUCCAGUUAUGAUGAAUGGACAAGGAGUUCCUGCCUCCUCUGCAAAAAGCAUUGCUUAUAACUGUUGCUGGGACCACUGUCAUGCCUGCUUCAGCUCCAGCCCGGAUUUGGCAGAUCACAUUCGCUCCAUACAUGUGGAUGGUCAGCGAGGAGGGGUGUUUGUUUGCUUGUGGAAAGGUUGCAAAGUAUAUAAUACACCUUCAACAAGUCAAAGUUGGUUGCAGAGGCAUAUGCUGACACACAGUGGGGACAAACCUUUCAAGUGUGUAGUUGGUGGGUGCAAUGCCAGCUUUGCAUCUCAGGGAGGACUUGCCCGUCAUGUGCCCACACACUUCAGCCAGCAGAACUCUUCAAAAGUUGCCAGCCAGCCCAAGGCCAAAGAGGAAUCUCCAUCUAAAGCUGGAAUGAAUAAAAGAAGAAAGUUAAAAAACAAGAGACGACGAUCAUUACCAAGACCUCAUGACUUCUUUGAUGCACAAACACUGGAUGCUAUAAGACAUCGAGCCAUCUGCUUUAACCUCUCAGCACAUAUAGAAAGUUUAGGAAAAGGCCACAGUGUUGUAUUUCACAGUACUGUAAUAGCUAAAAGGAAAGAAGAUUCUGGAAAAAUAAAACUCUUGCUUCAUUGGACACCAGAGGACAUUCUGCCUGAUGUGUGGGUAAAUGAAAGUGAGCGACAUCAGUUAAAAACUAAAGUAGUUCAUUUAUCAAAGCUACCAAAAGAUACUGCCUUGCUUCUGGACCCAAACAUAUACAGAAAUUCUAGUAAAGGAGGUACAUACAGUGGAAUCCUGAAAGAUCACUUCUGUUAAGAUCACAUACUGAACAAUGCCACAGAAGAGGUU
Indicator indicator is the source of this 1524-nucleotide messenger RNA. RefSeq names its product AE binding protein 2 (gene AEBP2). The record is from RefSeq and is a predicted model, not a curated record. Bases 1 to 1491 code for a protein of 496 amino acids. The transcript has 9 exons. NCBI's taxonomy places the organism in Eukaryota, Metazoa, Chordata, Aves, Piciformes, Indicatoridae. Gene Ontology annotation, cellular component: ESC/E(Z) complex. Gene Ontology annotation, biological process: regulation of transcription by RNA polymerase II.